CCUUUCAAAUAAAAGACCUUCCGAAAAGUCAUUGUGACCAAACCAUCCUAUGGAAGAGACGGUGCUCCAGAAGAAAGAAAGAACUACUUGACAGAGUGAGGGCAAAGCUUCAUCUCGGUGGAGGAUUCCAAAUAUGAAUCUGUGGGUCUUUGUCAACGUGCCGAAGAGAGGAACCUGGCAGAGUAGACAGAGGACACUUUGUCAACAGCCUGGGCUCCUGCACAGCUCAGCCUGUUCGCUCACUCUCUGCUUUUCAUUUCUGCCAUCCCAAGAAAAUGCAGUGGGUCCUCAUCUCCACCCUUCUUACAAUCCCUUAUAUUCAGCAGCUUUCUUUCAGGGCAUCAGGCCAAAGGCAACAUCAAGGAAAGACUGGAGAAAGUGCAGCCAACAGUGAACUGCAUCAGCGCCAAGAGUUAUGUCACUGGCCCUGCAGAUGCCCACCUGUGCCAAGCUGCAGUCCUGGGGUGAGCCUGGUGAGAGAUGGGUGUGGAUGUUGCUGGAUGUGUGCCAAACAAGUAAACACCACCUGUAAUGAAGCAGAGGUCUGUGACCAUCACAAGGGACUCUACUGUGAUUACUCUGCAGAUAAGCCUAGGUAUGAAAGAGGAAUAUGUGCAUAUAUGAUAGCCGUUGGCUGUGAGCUAAACGGUAUGUACUAUACCAAUGGCCAAUCUUUCCAGCCUUCUCCUCUGUUUUCGUGCCUGUGUGUGAAUGGUGCCAUUGGAUGCACACCGGUAUUCAUCCAGAAGUCAGCAUCAAAUAAUUGUGCAUUGCACAAGGACAAAAAGAAGGAUGGAUAUUCCAACUGUGCUUUAGGGCAUUUGGAAGAACGGCGAACAAGACAUUACCGAAUAAUGUCAGCUUUCAGAAAUGUUCCUCUUGUUUUGAAAAAGAAAUGCCUCAUACAAACAACUCCAUGGACACCUUGUUCCCGAACUUGUGGUAUUGGCAUCUCUGACAGGGUGACCAACGGAAACAGUAAAUGUGAAAUGAGGAAGGAAAAGAGACUGUGUUAUAUUCAACCCUGUCAAGCAAAUUUUACAAAGAUUCUGAAGAUUCCAAAAGGAAAAACGUGUCGGCCCACCUUUCAGCUCGCUAAAGCUGAGAAACUAGUCUUCUCUGGAUGCACAAGUAGACAAAUAUACAAACCUGUGUUUUGUGGAAUCUGCCUGGAUAAGAGAUGCUGCAUACCCAAUAAGUCUGUAAUGAUUACAGUACAGUUUGAUUGCCCUGAGGAAGCAUCCAUCAAGUGGAAGAUGAUGUGGAUUACAUCUUGUGUUUGUCAAAAGAUAUGUGAUGAUCCAGGAGACUUGUUUUCUGAACUCAGGCUUUUAUAAGAAAUGUGUGGAAAGAAAAUACCCCCUCCUUUUUUUUUGCCAUGAAAAAGGUGGCCACGUCCAUACUGAAUGCAAUUCACUACCCAGUAUAUAAAAUAUUAACCAAAAGGAUUAUUUUUAAAGUUUUGA
Molecule: messenger RNA, 1466 nt
Organism: Crotalus tigris (Tiger rattlesnake)
Lineage: Eukaryota; Metazoa; Chordata; Lepidosauria; Squamata; Viperidae
Gene: CCN6
Product: cellular communication network factor 6
Exons: 5
Coding region: 276-1337 (353 amino acids)
Biological process (GO): cell adhesion; signal transduction
Cellular component (GO): extracellular matrix; extracellular region
Molecular function (GO): heparin binding; integrin binding
Source: RefSeq, a predicted model, not a curated record